AUGUCUAUAAGUUUGAAAGUUAAGGCAUUUGAUGUCUCAAUACGCGAUACUGAAAGGCAAACGCUGUGGUUUCGUGCCGUAUACUAUCUGUCAACCAUUAGUGAAGAGAUCUGUUUAACUAUUUCUGACUCAUUCAUAAUUGCCUCGGCUGUUAACAGUGCGUAUACAAGCUCAUGUAAGGUAACCUUUGAGAGAAAGUUUUUUGAUAGUUUUGAAUAUAAUCCACAUGAAAUUGUCUUUGGAGAAUCAGGUUUACAGGUAGCUAAAGAUGCCAUCGGUGAGUCCAAGAAACUAUACUCGUUGUUGAUCAACGGAAAGCAUUUGACGACUAUAUCCAAGGUCUCUUCAGACAGCGGACCGGUGAAUGAAUUUAAGAUUGCAAUUGAUAAUACUAUAUCAUGUCCGGAAGCAUUGGCAAACCGUCUUUUGGUUUCUAUCGAAAUGGAGUCAUUGGUUCAGAAGGAAUAUAGUCCACAGUUUACGCCAACACAGUAUAACCCGAUUUUAGUUGAUUUAAAAUAUAAAAGAAAAUUUCUAGAUGUAUUCGGAACCACAGAGACGCGGUCUACAUCUAAUUCUCCCAUUGAUCCUAAGCUUCGGGAGAUUUGUAGGAAUAUAGAACAAGAGUUAUCAAAAGAGUUAUUCACAGAUGCUAUAACAAGUGAAAAUCGUGACCGUAAUGCAAUGAUGGAAGAAAUAAACUACAUUUGUUGUAAUCAAUCUUUACUAAGAAAUUUUGUUGAUAAUUGUAACACAUCGCUAACUGAUGAGAUCCAACUUCAACUAGAUACGCGAAGACUGAUCCUAACGGCUUUCACAAAAGCCAUAUAUGGGAAGGGCAAUGAUAUACUGAAAAGUGCUAUAUCAAUGAGUAAUACUAUUGCCCUCACUACACUUGAACAUUGUUCAAUAUUUUGGGUUGAGGAUAAGGAGAUGUCAGGCAGAAAACCUAUGGCCAAGACGAUUGUAUUCAAGUCUAAAGAGUUCAAGAAUUUUGUUGCGAUGAAUACAUCCUCAAGACAGCACGAUUAUUCGACAGGGUGUAUCAAUAUAUGGUUUUGUAAUCCCGGCGAUCCAAUUCUGAUGGAACAUAAGAAAGGUAAUGUUAAAUUUGAACUGCUUCAGGUAACGGACUCGUAUUCACAAGAUAAUUUACCUAAGGUCAUUGCAGAAGGCAUUAACACUAACAGUGAAUCUCCAAACAAGUACUCGGUUUCACCCUUGCGAAUGAGUGCCAUAAAGUCAACUUCUAAUAUGAAUAUCAAGAAGGAACCACGAAACACUCCUUUAAGUAAAGUUUAUAACAUGUCUUCCGGUUAUAAGGACAUGUCUGAUGGGAAGCCAAGUCCUACCAGGAGGUUAUUUGUUGCUGAUGAUGAUAUGUCAGAAGGAGAGCUUCAAUCAGAGAACCAAUCUGUAAUUGAAAGAAACAGCAAAGAAACAGCUUUCAAUGUCAUUCCAGUUCACGGUUUCUCAAACAGUCACCUUGAUAAGGAUGUUGGGAUUGCGUUAAAUGAGAGAACAGAAGCUACCAGAAAUGCAACAAUAAUUGGAUGGGGCUCGAAUACAGACAUGUCAGAGGUAACUACAAACAAUGCUAAUUCAGGGAUAGAUUUGUUUAAGAAGGAGAAACGUAAAAUAUAUGAGCAAGAGGGUAGUCAAAGUAAAAAAGCUAAAGGAGAAUCCCAAUUUGGACCUACACAAACGGAACUACCUAAAGGUUUACUGGAUUAA
This is a messenger RNA of Nakaseomyces glabratus, 1734 nucleotides long. It is a transcript of the gene DDC1, whose product is annotated as Ddc1p. Gene Ontology annotation, biological process: cellular response to ionizing radiation; DNA replication checkpoint signaling; mitotic intra-S DNA damage checkpoint signaling. NCBI's taxonomy places the organism in Eukaryota, Fungi, Ascomycota, Saccharomycetes, Saccharomycetales, Saccharomycetaceae. The record is from RefSeq and is a predicted model, not a curated record. Gene Ontology annotation, cellular component: condensed nuclear chromosome; checkpoint clamp complex.